UUUGUGUACAUCAUAUUGGCGUUUGGCGUUUGGCGUUUGGCGUUGUGUUUUUGCUAGACAAAGAUGUCGACCAGAUCGAACUUGUACAAGAACCCUUCUUUUGCCUACAGAAGAUCUUACAGUCUCUCCUCUGUUCUACAAAAUCUUCAAACUUAUAAUACCGUUACCGGAAAUACUCCGCCGACGAACGAAUCUCCCGUCACUGCCGCCGACGAUUCCACGCCUCGCCCUAAGCGACGUCGUCAGCAGCAGCCAUUAAAGCCUCAGCAAGUUGUAGUUGAAGAUGAUCGUCCUUUGUCUCACCAGGAUUACAUUCACUUAAGAAGGCAGGAAGCGUGUUCUUCUCACGUAAUCGAGAAAUUAACUCCAGAUGUAUUGGGAUUCUCUGGUUCUGGUCUACAAUUGGUGGAUUAUGGGAGCGAUAGUGAUGAUGGUGUUUCAAAGUCAAAUGAGCUACGGGGAGAACCAGCUUCAGAUCAUAUGGAGCAAGUUGAGAAUAUAAAAACUAGAAAUGAGCAGCGAUAUCCUCUUCCCGGAGAGCCUAUCUGUGUUAUUUGUGGUAGAUAUGGGGAGUACAUAUGUGAUGAGACUGAUGAUGAUAUCUGUAGCAUAGAUUGCAAGGCUGCAUUGCUAAAUCAAAAGCAUGGUGACCAUACCAGGGGUGCUGUUAACAGUGAAGCGUCAAAGUCGUCUUCUUUCAAGCCCCACGAAUCAGUAGUAAUGGCUGAAUUGGGUGAAGAUUCUUGGGAUUUUGAUCGUAAUCGAUGGUCUAGCAAGAAAUCUUGCUUAUCCACUUAUGAAUGCUGGAAGUGCAAUAAACCUGGUCAUCUUGCUGAAGAUUGUUUAGUCACCAAACCUUGCCUUCAACCACUUGGCUUGACUCAACCCAGUAGUCAGGGUGCAGUUCAGCAGAAGAGAUCCAUAAAUAUAUCUACAAAUCUUCGUGAAUUGUAUAGAAGAUGCCAUCAGAUAAAGAAGACCAUGUCAAAUGCCAAAUGCAAUUUGUGCUGUAAUUCCAUCUCCUUGGCAACCUGCCUUGAUUGCAGUACCAUUAUCUGUGACAGUGCAGGCCAUCUGUUUGCGCAUAUAUCUACUCAUCCUGCUCACCAUCAUAUCUAUUCUCAUAAACUUCAGCGCUUAGUCAAAUGCUGUAAGCCAACAUGUGAAGUGAGUAAUAUCAGAGAUCUUUUAGUUUGCCACUACUGUUUUGACAAGGCAUUUGACAAGUUCUAUGACAUGUAUACUGCAACAUGGAAAGUUUCUGGGCUUGCAAUGAUCUGGGGAUCAAUUUGCUGUGAGGACCAUUUUGAAUGGCAUAGGAUGAAUUGCUUGAAUGCAGAUGCUGAAGGUAGUGCAUACAUAUACCGGAAAAUGGCUGGGAGAGGAAAGAAUAUUCGACUCAGCAACUUCAUAUUUUGAUAAGAAAUUUGCGCACACCAAAAUUUGUACUUUUGUGCAGUCACUUUGCCAGAAACAGUGAUCAGUGGACAAUUAGAGCUCAUAUCGAAGCCUCAGAUAAUGCCUGUUGAAGACUCGAGCAGGUCGAACAUAAAUUAUGCCAGGUAACACAUUUGCUGAAAUUACUUAAUCUAUGUCAAAAGUUCUAUGUAAUUUGUACAUAUUUGGCUUAUGGAGAAUUCUCUAGAUCUGCUUGACUUUUUGGGUUCGCGGUUGCAACAGUUUUAUUCAUCUUUUCUUUUAUUCUUUUCUUAUAUGAGUAAGAUUUGGUCACAUGGUAGCUUCCCGAAUGUUGUUUGAUUGCCACCGAAUUGUGUAAUCUAAUUAUGUUGUGUGUAUUACAAUAUUUUGUUGGAAACCAGCCCGAUAAAUUAUGGUUUUAGUGCAUUUAAUUUUAUUCUUGCUGGGCUUGUUUCUAUAAUAAAAGACCUUGUCAAAA
Amaranthus tricolor (Joseph's coat) is the source of this 1897-nucleotide messenger RNA. RefSeq lists its product as uncharacterized. The record is from RefSeq and is a predicted model, not a curated record. Gene Ontology annotation, cellular component: Swr1 complex. NCBI's taxonomy places the organism in Eukaryota, Viridiplantae, Streptophyta, Magnoliopsida, Caryophyllales, Amaranthaceae. The transcript is spliced from 15 exons. Gene Ontology annotation, biological process: chromatin remodeling. The coding region runs from base 64 to 1419 and encodes 451 amino acids. Gene Ontology annotation, molecular function: nucleosome binding; nucleic acid binding; zinc ion binding.